GCCAUGGCCCCUGCACUGCUCCUGGUCCCUGCCGCCCUCUCCUCUUUCAUCCUGGCCUUUGGCACCGGAGUGGAGUUCGUGCGCUUCACCUCGCUUCGGCCUCUUCUUGGAGGGAUGCCGGAGUCAGGUGGCCCAGAUGGCCACCAGGGCUGGCUGGCUGCCUUUCAGGACCGCAGCAUUCUUAUUCCCCUGGCUUGGGAUCUGGCGCUCCUGCUGCUAUUUGUGGGGCAGCACAGCCUCAUGGCAACAGAGACAGUGAAGGUGUGGAUGUCCCAGUACUUUGGGGUUCUUCAGAGGUCACUGUAUGUGGCGUGCACUGCCCUGGCCUUGCAGCUGGUGAUGCGUUACUGGGAGCCAGUUCCCAGAGGCCCUGUGUUGUGGGCAGCUCGGGCAGAACCAUGGUCCACCUGGGUGCCCCUCCUGUGCUUUGUGCUCCACGUCAUUUCCUGGCUUCUCAUCUUCAGCAUCCUUCUCGUCUUUGACUACGCCGAGCUCAUGGGCCUCAAACAGGUGUACUACCACGUGCUAGGGCUGGGUGAGCCUCUGGCCCUGAAAUCUCCCCGGGCUCUGAGACUCUUCUCCCACCUGCGCCAUCCAGUGUGUGUAGAGCUGCUGACGGUGCUGUGGGUGGUGCCCACCCUGGGCACUGACCGACUCCUCCUUGCUCUCCUCCUUACCCUCUACCUGGGCCUGGCUCAUGGACUUGACCAGCAAGACCUUCGCUACCUCCGGGCCCAGCUGCAAAGAAAACUCCACCUGCUCUCCCAGCCCCAGGAGGGUGAGGCUGAGUGAGGAGUUAACCCUGGUUUUAAGCCCUGUAUUUUCUGUCCCCCUCAGAAUUCAAAUCCCCUGACAUCCAGGCCCUGGCUGGUUCAGAACAGAGGCCCAUGUCCCAUGCACUCCACUCCCUGGUCCAUCUCCAUACCCUAAAUUCUGAGUUUCAGGACUCCAAAGUCCACUUCUCACCAGCCAGGAAGAGGAGGA
Messenger RNA from Molossus molossus (Pallas's mastiff bat), 984 nucleotides. It is a transcript of the gene NRM, whose product is annotated as nurim. Bases 4 to 792 code for a protein of 262 amino acids. The transcript is spliced from 4 exons. NCBI's taxonomy places the organism in Eukaryota, Metazoa, Chordata, Mammalia, Chiroptera, Molossidae. The record is from RefSeq and is a predicted model, not a curated record. Gene Ontology annotation, cellular component: nuclear membrane.